UCUGAGUGUGGAGCCAGGGGCAGCGGGGCUGUCUCUGAGCUCCCAGACUUGUGUUUGAGCAAUGGAAUUCUCUCCCCCUCCCUCUCCCUUCGGGGCGGGGCCAAGCCUCCCAGGGCCAGCUAUAAACUCCCGGUAGCUUCAGUGCCCUCAGCAAGGCUCAGCCACGAGCUUCCCAGCAUCUCAGACACAGCCUAGGCCGCACCAGGAUGUCGGACACCGAGGAGCAGGAAUAUGAGGAGUGAGUGCCGCACUGGGAGGGGUUGGGGCGUGCAAUGGUGGAGAGGCUCUCCCACCCCAGGUCUAACUCUCCCCUCCCUCUUUCCCCACACCCGUCCGCAGGGAGCAGCCGGAAGAGGAGGCUGCAGAGGAGGAGGAAGCCCCCGAAGAGCCGGAGCCGGUGGCAGAGCCAGCCGCCCCGUGGUGCCUCCUUUGAUCCCGCCAAAGAUCCCCGAAGGGGAGCGUGUUGACUUCGAUGACAUCCACCGCAAGCGCAUGGAGAAAGACCUGCUGGAGCUGCAGACGCUCAUCGACGUGCAUUUUGAGCAGCGGAAGAAGGAGGAAGAGGAGCUGAUUGCCUUGAAAGAGCGCAUUGAGCGGCGCCGGUCGGAGAGAGCCGAGCAACAGCGCUUCAGAACUGAGAAGGAACGCGAACGUCAGGCUAAGCUGGCGGAGGAGAAGAUGAGGAAGGAAGAGGAAGAGGCCAAGAAGCGGGCAGAGGAUGAUGCCAAGAAAAAGAAGGUGCUGUCCAACAUGGGGGCCCAUUUCGGCGGCUACCUGGUCAAGGCAGAACAGAAGCGUGGUAAGCGGCAGACAGGGCGGGAGAUGAAGCUGCGCAUCCUGUCUGAGCGCAAGAAGCCUCUGGACAUUGACUACAUGGGGGAGGAACAGCUCCGGGAGAAAGCCCAGGAGCUGUCGAACUGGAUCCACCAGCUGGAGUCUGAGAAGUUCGACCUGAUGGCGAAGCUGAAACAGCAGAAAUAUGAGAUCAACGUGCUGUACAACCGCAUCAGCCAUGCCCAGAAGUUCCGGAAGGGGGCAGGGAAGGGCCGCGUUGGAGGCCGCUGGAAGUGAGGACGCCGCCCCGGACAGUGGCCUGCUCUUACCCACCCGGGAAGCCUGGGAGUGUCAGUCCCUUCGGUAGCUUGAAAUAAACGCUUCCCUCAGACACCU
Molecule: messenger RNA, 1170 nt
Organism: Macaca mulatta (Rhesus monkey)
Lineage: Eukaryota; Metazoa; Chordata; Mammalia; Primates; Cercopithecidae
Source: RefSeq, a predicted model, not a curated record